AUGAUAUCGGUAGCAUUUCAUGGAACAAGAGCAUAUCUUAUAGACAAAAGUCUUAUACCAAUAGUUUUGUUAUGGUUAGACCCAGUUGUUGGAUAUAACUUCAUAACAUAUGGUUCAUUCGAUACGGAACGUUGCAGUGAAGGCUUACUUUACAUCGUUCAGAAACCGAAGGACUUCAAUACAAAAAGAUAUAAGAUAGGAAGGACAUAUAAUAUAACUCUAAGAUAUGACUCUACAGUCAAUAGAGUCAAGGUUGUGUUUGUUAAUGAUAUGAGAGCUGCUGAAACAGAACUACUUGAAAAGUUUGAGAAAAUGUAUGGUGCUCCCACGAAAGGUAAAGAAACGUUUGAAGUAGAUGAGAUAGAUAAAGCUAUAAAAUUAUUUGACGAAGUUGCUGAAAAAUACAUGUAA
Molecule: messenger RNA, 411 nt
Organism: Trichomonas vaginalis G3
Lineage: Eukaryota; Parabasalia; Trichomonadida; Trichomonadidae
Product: organellar and viral DNA polymerase type B
Exons: 1
Coding region: 1-411 (136 amino acids)
Source: RefSeq, a predicted model, not a curated record